Messenger RNA from Cladocopium goreaui, 492 nucleotides. The record is from the annotation of a GenBank genome assembly. Lineage: Eukaryota; Dinophyceae; Suessiales; Symbiodiniaceae.
GAGUUGCGGAUUGCUGAAGACAGCGUGGCCAACUGCAACGACGGACCAGGGCAACCCAACAUGAGAGCUACAAUGAAGCUACUUGAAGAUGUGCUGAUGCAAUGCUAUCCACUGAGGAGCCGCGGAUUGCCGAAGACAGCCAGCGUGGCGGCCAACUGCAACGACGCACCAGGGCAACCCCACCGGGAAGCUACAAUGAAGCUACUUGAAGAUGUGCUGAUGCAAUGCUAUCCACUGAGGACCCGCAGAUUGCCGAAGACAGCCAGCGUGGCAGCCAACUGCAACGACGCACCAGGGCAACCCAACCGGGAAGCUACAAUGAAGCUACUUGAAGGUGUGCUGAUGCAAUGCUAUCCACUGAGGAGCCGCAGAUUGCCGAAGACAGCCAGCGUGGCGGCCAACUGCAACGACGCACCAGGGCAACCCAACUGGGAUACAAUGAAACUACUUGAAGAUGUGCUGAAGCUACUUGAAGGUGUGCUGAUGCCCUAA